GGUGCACAAAAAACCCAUAAAUUAGUGGUACCAAAGCAAGCUAGCAGAUUUUAACCCUUCAGGCUUUAGCUUCCAUUUCCUAUAAUUAUAAUCUUCUUCCCUUCCAUCUUCUCCAAUCUCUGGGAACACUCUGCCAAUGGAGAGAGCAGCACUGCUUCGCUCUCUGAGGUCCUCUUCCCUCGCCUGCAACACCUUCCUCUCCCGCUCAGCUCACAAGCUCUCUCGCUCCUCCUCCCCCUCUCUAUUUCCUUCGCGCCGGCCCCGCCGCCUCCUCCCUGGCUCCGCCCGCCGCUCUUCUCUCCGCCACCACUGGCGGCUCCUCCCAGCCUCCCCGCCUCCUCCGCAUCUCAACCGGAUGUUCUCUUCUCUGUCUCCGCGUGCUAUCGCCACCCCUCCCUCUCAGACCUCCCCUGAUGCUGCUGGGAGUCAGGACGAGGUGGCCGAAAGGUAUGGAUUUGAGAAGGUUUCGGAACAGUUCAUUGAAGAGUGUAAAUCGAAAGCUGUGCUUUUUAAGCAUAAAAGGACUGGUGCAGAAGUUAUGUCGGUAUCAAAUGAUGAUGAGAAUAAGGUUUUUGGUAUUGUUCUUCGAACUCCUCCAAAAGAUUCAACUGGGAUCCCUCACAUAUUGGAACACAGUGUAUUGUGUGGAUCAAGAAAGUAUCCAUUGAAAGAACCAUUUGUUGAAUUAUUGAAAGGGAGUUUACACACUUUUCUGAAUGCAUUCACAUAUCCUGAUAGGACUUGCUAUCCAGUGGCUUCCACAAAUACAAAAGAUUUCUAUAAUUUAGUUGAUGUAUACCUGGAUGCUGUCUUCUUCCCUAAAUGUGUCAAGGACUUCCAGACUUUUCAGCAGGAGGGUUGGCAUUAUGAACUUAAUGAUCCUUCAGAACACAUAUCAUAUAAAGGAGUUGUUUUCAAUGAGAUGAAAGGUGUAUACUCCCAGCCUGAUAGCAUAUUAGGUCGAACUGCUCAGCAGGCCCUUUUUCCAGACAAUACAUAUGGCGUCGACAGUGGAGGUGACCCUAAAGUUAUCCCAAAACUAACAUUUGAAGAAUUCAAGGAAUUUCAUCAAAGAUAUUACCAUCCCGGCAAUGCCAGGAUAUGGUUUUAUGGAGAUGAUGAUCCAAAUGAGCGCUUGCGCAUCCUAAGCGAAUAUCUAGAUAUCUUUGAUGCAAGUUCAGCUUCCAAUGAUUCGAGAGUGGAACCACAAAAAUUAUUUUCAGAGCCAGUCAAGAUUGUUGAGAAAUAUCCUGCCGGAGAUGGUGGUGAUUUAAAAAAGAAACACAUGGUGUGCAUUAACUGGUUGCUAUCUGAUAAGCCCCUGGAUUUGGAAACUGAGCUGACUCUGGGAUUUCUUGAUCAUCUCAUGUUGGGAACUCCGGCAUCUCCACUGAGGAGAAUCUUACUGGAAAGUGGUUUAGGAGAUGCCAUUGUUGGUGGCGGGGUCGAAGAUGAGCUCCUUCAGCCCCAGUUUAGUAUUGGGUUGAAGGGUGUUUCUGAAGAUGAUAUUCCAACGGUGGAAGAAUUGGUCAUGAAUACUCUUAAAAAUUUAGCAGAGGAAGGUUUUGAUUCAGAUGCUGUGGAGGCAUCAAUGAAUACAAUUGAAUUCUCUCUCCGAGAAAACAACACUGGGUCCUUUCCUCGUGGUUUAUCCCUAAUGCUCCGCUCCAUUGGGAAAUGGAUAUAUAAUAUGGAUCCCUUUGAGCCAUUAAAAUAUGAUAAACCUCUGAAGAUGCUUAAAGCCAGAAUAGCUGAGGAAGGCUCUAAAGCUGUUUUCUCUCCUUUGAUAGAGAAAUUCAUCUUGGACAACCCUCACCGUGUGACUAUUGAGAUGCAGCCUGAUACAGAGAAGGCUUCUAAUGAUGAAGCAGCUGAAAAGGAAAUUUUGGAAAAAGUAAAGGCAAGUAUGACAGAAGAAGAUCUAGCUGAGCUUGCUCGUGCUACACAGGAGCUAAGACUGAAGCAGGAGACUCCUGACCCGCCAGAAGCUCUGAGAAGUGUACCAUGUCUUUCUCUGAAUGACAUUCCUAAAAAACCCAUACAUGUUCCUAUAGAGGUUGGGGAUGUCAAUGGAGUAAAAGUUUUGCAGCAUGAACUCUUCACAAAUGAUGUUCUUUACAGUGAAGUUGUCUUUGAUAUGAGUUCACUGAAGCAUGAGCUUCUUCCUUUGGUACCACUUUUUUGUCAGUCAUUGCUUGAGAUGGGCACGAAAGACAUGGAUUUUGUCCAUCUUAGUCAGUUAAUUGGAAGAAAAACUGGAGGAAUAUCUGUUUAUCCCUUCACAUCAUCUAUGCGUGGCAAGGAGGAACCGUGUUGCCGUAUAAUUGUUCGAGGCAAAGCCAUGGCUGAGCGGGCUGAAGACUUGUUUAACCUGGUUAACUGUGUUCUUCAAGAUGUCCAAUUUACCGAUAAACAUCGUUUUAAGCAGUUUGUUUCCCAAAGCAAAGCUAGAAUGGAGAAUCGAUUGAGAGGUAGUGGGCAUGGAAUUGCAGCUGCAAGGAUGGAUGCAAAGUUAAAUCUUUCAGGGUGGAUUUCUGAGCAAAUGGGUGGUGUCAGCUAUCUUGAAUUUCUGCAAGCCCUUGAAGAAAAAGUUGAUCAGGAUUGGGACAUAAUCUCUUCAUCUCUUGGGGAGAUUCGCAAAUCUUUGCUUUCAAGGAAAGGAUGUUUAAUAAAUAUGACUGCUGAUAGGAAAAAUCUUAUGAAUUCUGAGAAAUAUGUUAGCAAAUUUCUUGAUUUGCUUCCUAGAGACUCUUCUGUUGAAACAAGUGCCUGGAAUACUCAACUUGCUCCGGCAAAUGAAGCAAUUAUAAUACCAACUCAGGUGAACUAUGUUGGGAAAGCUGCUAACAUUUAUGACACUGGUUAUAAAUUCAAUGGAAGUGCAUAUGUUAUUUCUAAAUACAUUAGCAAUACAUGGUUGUGGGAUCGUGUGCGUGUGAGUGGUGGAGCAUACGGAGGUUUUUGCGAUUUUGACACUCACUCAGGAGUAUUCUCCUUCUUAUCUUAUCGGGACCCAAACUUGUUGAAGACACUUGAUGUGUAUGAUGGUACUGGGAAUUUUCUUCGUGAGUUAGAAAUGGAUAAUGAUGCUCUUACAAAAGCAAUAAUUGGGACUAUUGGUGAUGUCGAUGCAUACCAGCUACCGGAUGCGAAGGGUUAUAGUAGUUUGCUGCGACAUUUAUUGGGAAUCACUGAAGAAGAAAGGCAAAGGAGACGUGAAGAGAUAUUGUCGACCAGUUUGAAUGACUUCAAAGAAUUUGGGGAUGCAAUUGAUGCUGUCAAAGAUAAAGGAGUUGUGGUUGCGGUGGCAUCUCCAGAUGAUGUCGAUGCUGCAAACAAGGAGCGUCCUAGCUUCUUUCAAGUGAAGAAAGCCCUCUAAGACCUAUUUUUCCAUACAUACGAAAUUCCAGAAGUCUGCACCAUUUCUAAUUUAUUCAUUAAUAAAUAGGAAAUAUCAUACGGCAUUACAGGACAGCUUAGCAGCAUAAAAUCUGUACUAUAAUGGGGCUGCCAAAGGUGGAUCUGCAUGUGUCCACAAACAGGAAAUAGUUGCCCUCCAAUUUUUCUUGACCCCUUCUUCAACGUGGGGUUUCAUCUUCCAUUGUAAGUGUCAGAUGAAAACAAUAAUUGAGAAAAAAAGUUAUUGAUUCAUAA
Messenger RNA from Malania oleifera, 3654 nucleotides. RefSeq names its product presequence protease 1, chloroplastic/mitochondrial-like. The transcript has 19 exons. Lineage: Eukaryota; Viridiplantae; Streptophyta; Magnoliopsida; Santalales; Ximeniaceae. Gene Ontology annotation, biological process: protein processing. Gene Ontology annotation, cellular component: chloroplast; mitochondrion. Gene Ontology annotation, molecular function: metal ion binding. The record is from RefSeq and is a predicted model, not a curated record. Bases 137 to 3379 code for a protein of 1080 amino acids.